This is a messenger RNA of Lachancea sp. 'fantastica', 3843 nucleotides long. The record is from the annotation of a GenBank genome assembly. Lineage: Eukaryota; Fungi; Ascomycota; Saccharomycetes; Saccharomycetales; Saccharomycetaceae.
AUGGCCAAGAUUAGAAUCGCGAUUGACAGAGGCGGAACUUUUACGGAUUGCAUUGGUAACCCUGGAUCCGGAGAUGCGAAGGACGAUGUGGUCAUAAAAUUGCUGUCUGUGGACACCAAAAACUAUCCAGAUGCACCUUUGGAGGGUAUCAGAAGAAUCUUAGAGAUCUUCCAGCAAAAAUCUAUACCAAGAGGUACUCCUUUGGACCUGUCUGAUGUGGAAAGCUUGAGAAUGGGUACUACUUUGGCAACCAAUUGCGCACUUGAGCGAAAUGGUGAACGCUGUGCUUUUGUCACCACCAAGGGUUUCAAAGACAGUCUUUUGAUAGGCGACCAGACAAGACCCAAAAUUUUCGAUUUGAGCAUCAAACGUCUAAAUCCGCUGUACGACGAUGUCAUUGAAGUUGAUGAAAGAGUAACUUUGGAAGACUUUUCUGAGGAUCCAGAGAACAUCAAAUCAGAAGCCAACCCUGAAGAAGGUGUAUUUGUGGGCAAAAGUGGCGAACUAGUGCGAGUUUUGAAGAAACCGGACCUCUCGGCAUUGCAGGCUUCUUUGCAGUCUGUCUACGCUAAAGGCAUCCGUUCCAUCGGUAUUGCCUUACUUCACUCUUACACCUUCCCCGAACAUGAAGAAUUGGUGGCGAAGCUGGCCUCGGAGAUUGGCUUCACUCACAUCUCUCUAUCGUCGCAGUUAUCGCCCAUGAUCAAGUUUUUACCAAGGGCAAAUAGCGCCAUCGCUGACGCUUAUCUCACACCAGUUAUCAAGAAAUAUUUGGAUGGUCUACAAGCUGGUCUCAUUAACACCCAAAAUACAAGCAUUCAGUUUAUGCAAUCUGAUGGUGGUUUGGUGGACGGCUCUAAAUUCUCCGGUCUGAAAUCGAUUCUUUCCGGUCCCGCAGGCGGUGUAGUUGGAUAUUCAGCAACAUGCUAUGACAGUGAAUCCAAUAUUCCCCUCAUAGGUUUUGAUAUGGGUGGUACAUCCACUGACGUUAGCAGGUACGGCGAGGGCAAACUGGACCAUGUCUUCGAAACAACUACAGCCGGUAUAGUAAUUCAAAGUCCGCAACUGGACAUUCACACUGUUGCUGCUGGUGGAAGUUCGAUGUUGUUUUGGGAAAAUGGUCUUUUUAGAGUCGGGCCAGAAUCUGCCACAGCAGAGCCUGGGCCAGCCGCUUAUCGUAAAGGUGGGCCUUUGACCGUGACAGACGCCAAUCUUCUGCUGGGACGAUUAGUUCCAGAACUGUUUCCGAAAAUUUUUGGGCCCAACGAAGACGAAUCUUUGGACUUGAGUAUCACCAGGACUAAAUUUGAGCAGUUGACGAAGACCAUCAAUGCUGAUUUAGGCUCGGAUUUUUCAUGCGAGGAAGUUGCGUAUGGUUUCGUUAAAGUGGCGAACGAGUCUAUGGCUCGGCCAAUAAGAGGACUGACAGAAGCCAAAGGUCAUGUCAUUUCUGAACAUCAGCUUGUCACAUUUGGCGGUGCAGGAGGACAGCAUGCCGUUGCAGUGGCAGAAUCCCUUGGGAUCAACACGGUAAUUGCACACCGCUACUCUUCAAUUCUAUCAGCAUACGGAAUGUUCCUUGCAGAUGUUGUUGAGGAAAAUCAAGAGCCUUGCUCAUUAGUCUUGGAGGAUUCCGAUACUCAAAGGAGAGUGACAAAAAAACUAGCCAAAAUGGCGAGUGAAGUCACUGACACUUUGACAAAACAAGGCUUCUCGAAAAAUGACUUACUAUUUGAAAAGUAUUUGAACUUGAGAUAUGAAGGUACGGAGACCAGUUUAAUGAUACUUCAAGAUGAUGAGGAGUGGAAUUUCAGUAAAGAUUUCACUGCCUCCCACAAAAGAGAAUUUGGGUUUGUUUUCAAAGAUAGGUCUAUCAUCAUUGAUGAUCUUAGAAUCAGAGCUGUGGCAAAGUCACCAGUGAGAUCUACGAAAUCCAUCACGAAAGAGCUUGACUCGCUAACGACUACCACUGCCGAAAAGGGAAGGGAAGUCGCCUUUUUCAAAGAUGUCUUUUUUGAUAACAAACUUUUGAAGACUCCCGUGUAUCGAAUUGAUAACACUUCAAGUGGCACACGCAUUGAAGGCCCUUGCGUGUUGGCUGACGGUACUCAGACUAAUAUCAUCCCAAGAAACGCUUCUGCAGUGGUCCUCAGCUCUCAUAUUGUCAUCACGAUAAACCCUACUACCAAGCAGGAAGACAAGGCCGCCGGUUCCAACAUUGAUCCUGUGCUUCUUUCAAUAUUUAGCCACAGAUUUAUGGACAUCGCCGAACAGAUGGGUACACAGUUGAGAAAGACUUCGGUUUCCACAAACGUAAAAGAACGACUGGACUUUUCAUGCGCCCUCUUCGAUCCUGAUGGUAAUCUUGUUGCCAACGCUCCUCAUGUACCCGUACAUCUUGGCUCGAUGUCUACGUGUAUAUCUGCACAGGCCAAGCUAUGGAAAGGCAAAUUGAAGCGGGGAGAUGUAUUAUUUUCGAAUCAUCCGGAAAUGGGCGGAACCCAUCUUCCUGACAUCACAGUUAUAACACCAGCUUUUUCUGACGUCAAUGAUGAAAUAAUAUUCUAUGUUGCUUCAAGAGCACAUCAUGCUGACAUCGGUGGUAUCCUACCUGGAUCUGUUCCCCCAAAUUCGAAGGAACUGUAUGAAGAGGGGGCAGCAAUUUACUCGGAGCUUCUGGUCAAGGGAGGAAAUUUCAAUGAGCAGCUAGUGACCAAGCUGUUGCUCGAGGAUCCUGCCAAAUUUCCUGGAUGUUCAGGCUCUCGCAAACUAAGCGACAACAUCAGCGAUCUCAAAGCACAGAUUGCUGCAAACACAAAGGGAAUUCAAUUGAUCGCAAAGCUGAUGAAUGAUUUCGGAAUUGAUGUGAUAGUGAGAUACAUGCUCGCAAUUCAAGAGAAUGCUUCAUCCACAGUGAAGCUUGCCCUGAAACAAUUAACAGAGCACUUCAAUGCGUCUGAAUUUUAUGGCGAGGACUAUAUGGACGAUGGUACCGUGAUAAAGCUGAAGGUGACCCUUGACGUCGCAAAGGAAGAGUAUAUAUUUGAUUUCGAUGGGACCUCGCCACAAGUUUAUGGUAACUUGAACGCGCCUGAGGCAAUUACAAAUUCAGCGAUUUUGUAUUGCUUGCGCUGCUUGGUGAAUAAGGACAUUCCUUUAAACCAAGGCUGUCUUAAACCAGUAACGGUAAAAAUACCAAAGGGAUCUAUUUUGAGUCCUACCAAAGGCGUUGCAGUUGUCGGGGGUAACGUUUUGACCUCUCAAAGGGUCACUGACGUAGUUUUGAAAACCUUCAAAAUAAUGGCCGAUUCCCAAGGUGAUUGUAACAACUUCACGUUUGGAACUGGCGGAAAAGACGAAAAAGGUGAAGUAUCCAGGGGAUUUGGCUACUAUGAGACAAUUUGUGGUGGACAUGGAGCCGGAGCGGAUUCUUGGAGGGGUCCUGGAUGGAACGGAGCGCACGCCGUCCACACAAAUAUGACGAACACUAGGAUGACAGACGUGGAGAUCUUCGAGAGAAGAUAUCCUGUUGUUCUUCGCGAGUUUUCUGUGCGGAAGGAAUCCGGUGGGAAAGGAAAAUACAAUGGAGGCAACGGAGUUCUUCGCGAUAUUGAGUUUCGCCAGCCUGUCCAGGCGUCUAUACUAUCCGAGAGGCGUGUUGUUGCUCCUCAUGGACUCAAUGGGGGCAGCGAUGGCGCAAGAGGCUUGAAUCUAUGGAUUCGCGGAGCUACCAACUCUGUCACGAAUAUUGGUGCUAAGAGCACGAUAAAGGUCAGUCCUGGCGACAGAGUUGUGAUAAUGACCCCUGGAGGUGGUGGAUGGGGCCAAGUAGAAACCAAUUGA